Heterobasidion irregulare TC 32-1 is the source of this 3203-nucleotide messenger RNA. RefSeq lists its product as uncharacterized. Gene Ontology annotation, cellular component: cytoplasm; fungal-type vacuole membrane. Bases 1 to 3123 code for a protein of 1040 amino acids. The record is from RefSeq and is a predicted model, not a curated record. Lineage: Eukaryota; Fungi; Basidiomycota; Agaricomycetes; Russulales; Bondarzewiaceae. Gene Ontology annotation, biological process: intracellular protein transport; vesicle-mediated transport; endosomal vesicle fusion. The transcript has 17 exons.
AUGCCUCCGUUUGAGCGUCCAGAGACCGUCUUGACUGGGUUCAAGGAGCGGAUAGAAGCCUUGACUGUGCAAGGGGACCGACUCUAUGUUGGUACAGGAACAGGGAACUUGCAUGUCUAUAGUUUUUCUGGGGACGCUCGAGAACCAGCUGAGUUGAUCAAGAGUAAGCAAGGGUUGACCCGAAGAGCUAUUGAGCAGCUCGGUUACGUGAAGGAUAUUAACUCCCUGGUCGUGCUGUCAGAGUCGCAGGUCACUCUGUAUCCUCUGCCUGAGUUUGCCCCGCCUACUCUAUUGCUGAAGGCCAAGUCCGCGUUCUCUUUCGCCGUCCAUACAUCCGUGCAACACAUCCUCCCUAAUGGGGCCCCCGUCAAGUCAUCAGACGCACAGUUUAGCAAAGCAACAACUGUCCCCACUGUGGUGACAAACCUCAUCGUGGGAUGCCGAAGGAAGUUGAUCAUUUAUUCCUGGAAGGAUGGCGAAGCUCAGGAGGUCAAGGAAGCAACCCUGCCCCAUUCAGCUCGAACGAUAACAUUCUUGGAUAAUGACGUUAUAUGCCUGGCAUAUACACCGACAGACUACAUCUUAUUCUCACUUUUGACUUUAUCGACUACCGAGGUUGCUAUACCGUCCACAACGAGCCUUUCUGUCGCCGGAAUCAGCAACAUGGGCGUGGGCGCCCUCUCGGGACUUGGUGGCUACAUGACUCUGGGGCUUGGUGCUAAAGCUAAGCCGUGCGCAGCGAAUGUCGGCGAGUCAGAAGUCCUCAUCACGAAAGACAAUCUUGGCUGGUUCAUUGGUGCUGAUGGUAGACCAUCGCGUACUACUCAGGUCGACUGGCCGGCGCCUCCAGAGGAUAUCUCCUUUGUCAAGCCAUAUAUAUUCGGUAUCCUCCCUGCUGGAACCGUGCCGAUCGAUUUCGCCAACAUCUCCCCAUCAACACAUUCACCCCAAGCGUCUUUUCACCCAUCUCCAGUCCUACAAAUCCGAUCAUCUCUUUCCCUUUUACCUUCACAGACUCUCCCUUUCCCUUUCCACUCUACGACCACCUCCGCUCCAGCGUCACAGUAUACCUUACGAUUGUUGGUGGCAUCGCCAGCUGACAAAACUUCGCUUUUUCUUGUCAGCACCCCAGCAGAUCGUGCAGCCGCGAAUCUCGAUGGUAGUUCGAUAUGGCAGUUCCAGAUGAAGUCUUGGGGCGAGCAAAUCGACGAGUUGGUUGGUGCAGAGCUGUAUCUUGAUGCUUUGGCUCUACUGGAGACCAUCGACCCUACCAUCCUUCCUGACAAGGAACAUCGUCGGAAUCUAAUCAGAGGCCUCAAUGCGAUCUCGCAGUUCAAAUCGGGGAAAUUUAACGAAGCUCUGGAUACACUCAUAGAACUCAACGUCAAUCCUGCGAAAGUCGUCGCACUGUAUCCAGAGAUUGUCGCCGGACGUCUAUCCGUUCCACAGGAUCAGUGGAUACCUCUGUAUGGAGGACCCAGUCGGGAUCAUCCGAGGACUCAGAAUGAAAACGAAUUAACAUCAGUACACGACAGGAGUGGGGAUGGCAAUACGGAAGACAACUCUUCUGACCAUGCAUCAUCAAGAGGACGAUCUCCGCCUCCAAAGGAUAGAAAGAAAAUGAAGAGCCCGCUAGAUGCCAUCCGGCCUUCCCCUCAGAAAGAUUCCGAUUCUGCAUCAAUAGCGAGCACCAGAAGACUACGCCCUAAUGACGAUUUCAGCCGCUCUGUUGAAUCACUGCUUCGGUAUCUUCCCGAUCGGCGACAGAAGGUCGCUGGUGCUUUGGAAGCGUUUCAGAUCACCACGGCAUUGUCUCAUCAAUAUUCAGGCAUAUCAGAUUCCUCGGUUGAAGAGUUGUUUGAGAUACCGAGCUCGCCGAUGUCUUCGCUAACCCCAGAGCAAUUAAUACAAUAUUCGCGAAUUGUUGACACUGCGCUGUUCAAGGCGUAUCUAAUCGUUCGUCCAGGUUUACUAGGGUCACUAUGCCGCCUCCCAAAUUGGUGUGAGGUGGAGGAGGUGGAGGAAGUUCUGACAGCACGAGAGCGAUUUACCGAGCUCAUCUCUCUGUACAAUGGGAAGAAGAUGCAUGCAAAGGCCCUAGAUCUCCUGCGCAAGCUCAGUGAGAAAGAGACAGAUAUCAGGGACCGACUCGGACCAUCGAUCUCAUACCUGCAAAGACUCGGCCCUGAAUAUAUUGACCAAACGUUCAAGUCAUCCCGUUGGGUAUUCGAACAGGACGCCGACAUGGCAUUUGAGAUCUUUACAACUGAAGAAGUGACUCUACCACGAGAGCCGGUCGCUACUUUCCUGGAGAGCUUGAACCCCAGAUUCUGCGCGCGAUAUCUCGAGUUUCUCAUAGACGAGGGUGGGGAAGAACUACCUCAGUUUCAUGACCGCCUGGCAGAACUCUACUUGAAGAUGACGAGAGAUGCUAAAAAGAGAGGGGACAACGAAGCGCAGAGGGUGGUGUAUGCCAAACUUCUCUCUUUCAUCGACACAACGAAUCACUAUAGAGUGGAUCGUUUAUUCGGGCUGUUACCGACCGAUGACUUUUUUGAGGCGAAAGCAAUUCUACUCGGACGUCUCGGUCGACACAAUCAUGCACUCGAGUUAUAUGUGUACCGUCUGCAAGAUUAUACAAAGGCCGAAGAAUACUGCAAACGCACAUACCAACCAGGGACAGAAACAAGUAAUAUCUUCCUGACACUUCUGCAAAUCUACCUUCGCCCAGUGGUGAAGACAUCUGACGACCUCCUCCACCCUGCACUUGGCUUGAUCAGCCGGCAUAGUCCGCGACUUGACGUCGAAGAGACUCUGCAGCUGCUUCCACCUCUUGUGACAGCUGAAGAGCUUCGCAUAUUCCUCCUUGAAGCCCUCCGUGCGCCUGUCUUUGAUACGAAGGUUCUUCGCGGCAUUAGCAAAGCACACAGCGAGCAGGUUGCAAGGAAGUUAAUGUACCUACAGUCCAGGAGGGUCAAAGUGACCGACAGUCGGAUAUGCCCUCAAUGCCACAAACGGAUUGGACAUAGUGUUAUUGCGGUCCAUGCUCCAGGAGGCGAAGUCACGCAUUAUCAAUGUCGUGAGGCAUUUUCGCGCAAGUUGAAGGAGAUGAGACAUACGUGAAUAAGCGUUCGGCAACCCAUCAUCAUGGACACUGUUAUAAUACUAUUACGGAGAAGGAAUCAUCAUUGACUAUCAUCUUC